Lucilia cuprina (Australian sheep blowfly) is the source of this 1584-nucleotide messenger RNA. It is a transcript of the gene Idh3g, whose product is annotated as isocitrate dehydrogenase [NAD] subunit gamma, mitochondrial. Bases 116 to 1324 code for a protein of 402 amino acids. Gene Ontology annotation, cellular component: mitochondrion. Lineage: Eukaryota; Metazoa; Arthropoda; Insecta; Diptera; Calliphoridae. The transcript has 7 exons. The record is from RefSeq and is a predicted model, not a curated record. Gene Ontology annotation, biological process: tricarboxylic acid cycle; isocitrate metabolic process.
CCGAAUAACUCUGCAGUGCACAAAACGGCCAACCAUCAAAGAACAUCAAUUUUUGCAAAAAAAAAAUAUUUUUCAAAUAAAUUUAUUUAAAAAUACGCCGGAAUAUUUAUAAAAAAUGGCUGUACGUUUAACGCAAAGAUUGCUCAAGACCCAAACACCAUUCCUGUGCAGGAGUUAUCCCCUGUUGGUGACCAAGGAAAAAACUGAAGAUGUGGCCCAUACCAAAUCUGCUUUGCAAAAAAAAUUAACUAAAACAGAUAUUCCUUCAGCUCAAUAUGGUGGUCGUCAUGCUGUUACUAUGUUGCCCGGCGGUGGCAUUGGUCCCGAACUAAUGAAGUACAUUCGUGAUAUUUUCGCCUACUGCGGUGCUCCAAUUGAUUUCGAGGUAAUUGACAUUGACCCCUCCACUGAGGGCAAUGAUGAUUUGGAUUAUGCCAUUACCUCCAUUAAACGUAAUGGCGUCGCCAUCAAGGGUAACAUUGAAACCAAAUCUCAGAGUCUAGCUGAAGUUUCCCGUAAUGUAGCCAUUCGUAAUGAAUUGGAUUUGUAUGUUAAUGUUGUGCACUGCAAAUCUUUCCCCGGUAUUCCUGCACGCCACAGCAAUAUCGAUAUUAUUUUGAUUCGUCAAAAUACCGAUGGUGAGUAUGCCAUGUUGGAACAUGAAUCAGUGCCCGGUAUUGUUGAGAGCAUGAAGGUUGUCACCACCGAAAAUGCCGAACGUGUAGCUCGUUAUGCUUUUGAAUAUGCUCGCCAAAAUGGUCGCAAGAAGGUGACCACCAUUCACAAGGCCAAUAUUAUGAAAUUGUCUGAUGGUUUGUUCUUGGAAGUAGCCAAAAAGGUACACAAAGAUUAUCCCGAAUUGGAACACAACAACAUGAUUAUCGAUAACACUUGCAUGCAGUUGGUAUCUAAUCCUCAUCAAUUCGAUGUCAUGAACAUGACCAAUUUGUAUGGUACCAUUGUUUCUAAUGUCAUUUGCGGUUUGAUUGGUGGUGCUGGUCUUCUGUCUGGCCGUAACUACGGUGAUCAUUAUGCCAUUUUUGAACCUGGUACUCGUAAUACUGGUACUGCCAUUGCCGGCAAAAAUAUUGCCAAUCCUGUUGCCAUGAUUAAUGCCAGUAUUGAUAUGUUGAAUCAUUUGGGACAUAAGGAACAUGCCCGUGUUAUUCAGGAAGCCACCUAUGAGACCAUUGUCGAAAGGGGUAUUAGAACUCCAGACGUGGGAGGCACUAACUCCAGUACCGAUGUGGUUAAGAGUAUUUUGGAUAUUCUCUCUAACAAGCGUGUUAACUGGCCUCAUGGAAAUUUUUACAGCCAAUUUUAAACAGGAAACCAUUUCUUUUAAAGAUAUAUAACAUUGUUUUCAGUUUUUAAUUUAUUUAACCACCAAAUAUUACAAUAUUUUACAAACUUUAGUGUUUAAGUAACCCAACAUAAUAAUACAAAUACUAACUAACCUUUUGAAAAGCUGGAGAGAAAAUCCCAUUUUAUUACUCCUUAACACAACACAAUCAGCCUUUAAUUAAAAGCAAAAGCCUAAAUGUGAAGUGAAAAUGUUAAAAAAAACGUUCCUGUGACUGUAUA